Molecule: messenger RNA, 1438 nt
Organism: Actinia tenebrosa (Australian red waratah sea anemone)
Lineage: Eukaryota; Metazoa; Cnidaria; Anthozoa; Actiniaria; Actiniidae
Product: nitric oxide synthase 1
Biological process (GO): nitric oxide biosynthetic process
Molecular function (GO): calmodulin binding; heme binding; FMN binding
Source: RefSeq, a predicted model, not a curated record
UACGCUGCAAUGCUUGCAGCAGUGUAGUUGUGUGCGGUAAUGCCCUAACGCGAUUCCUUGUCGCCUUGCUUCGGCUCUAUCGUUUAUAUGGCGUUGAAUGUCUGGACGGCUUAUGUUUGCUUUUAUCGACGCUUUUAAUCCACUUAUUGCCUGUUCUAUUUCUUGGUGGCAUAUCGUACAAAAAGUGACUGCUAUAGCUAAAUUAAUUACUGGAGGUUAAUGGAAAGUCACUUCAAGAGACCUCGUUCGCGAAAGCAUUAGAGAUUCUGAAUGACAUAUCGAUUGGAAGUAUGGUAGCCUUAAAGGUACAAGCAAAAGAUGGAUCCAAGGCUGAGAUGGAGACGACUUUCUCCGAAACAGGUUCUGCGAAUACAGUCUCACGUGCAGCGAGAAAAGCAAGCAACGACAAGUCAAGCAAGUGUGUUAUGAGAGAGAAAAUUAAUGUUUUUACAGACUAAGCUAGACAUCAGUUUUCUACGGUGUAAUUACUAUUUCUUAUCGUAUGAAAACAAGAUAAAGAACGAUCAAUUAGUUAUUAAAAUCAUCACGCACAAGUUUAGAUAAUGGUAUGCUUUGAAUUUACAAGUAAACCUCUUAGCUCCUCCCAUUAGCAUGUACACCUCAGGCUACGCCCUACACACUCUUUACCCCCUUUGCUUAGGUAUUUUAGCACUAUUCUUUUAAAUCUUAUGAUAUAAAUAUCCCUCGUAGACCUUUCUAUGCAUUUACCAUAUAUUCAUAUAUUAACUUUAGUUUAAGCUAUGUUUAGUUCUAGGAUUUUCCCUCGUAUUACUCUUUAAUAAGAUAUCACACUUAGCAAUUUACUAUUUCCAUUAGCCAAUCAGGACUCAGCGAUAAUAUCAUAUUGAUUGUAGACUGACACAUGUCAUGACUUUAUUAUAAAUAGAGCUCAUGUAAUUAGUUUAGUCAGAAGAAGAAGAAGAGAGUCAGAGAAAGUGGAAUAAAGAUCCCGUAGCUCGCACCGAGAGCUUUCGUCCCAUAACAAAUGGAACAUCAUCACCUGCAGAAGAACACAAACGAACAAAUAACCAAUGGUCAAGCUAUUUCAACCACUACUGUUGAUGUGAAAACUACGAAUGAACAUCCUGAAAAUAAGAUGGAAAGUAACAAAGCUAGUCCAUUAACGUCACCGAUCAGGAAAUGCCCUUUUACUGGUACCUUGCGUGAAACCUCCAAAACACCGAAGAUUAUCAAACUUAAAAACUGGGAAACAGGGAAAGAGACAAUCGAUACACUUCAUCAGAAGGCUAAGAUUCCAUUAAACUGCACCCCAGCAAGAUGUGAAGGAUCUUUAAUGAGGCCGUAUGGAGGAGAAGUGGCACCCCCAAGGGCUUAUGGGAUACCUAGACCUAAAGAGGAAGUGGCGAUACACGCUGAGGACUUUAUAGAACAGUAUUACACUUCAAUGAAAAUGUAA